AUGGCUGGUACUGAGAAAGAACAAAUACGAGAAGCAGCUAGAGAAUUUCUGGACUUUAUGGACAUUUUGUUAUCUCCGGCUUCGAAGGUUUUGAAUAAAUGUUGCAACUUCAAGAGGCAGAGAGAAGUAGAGGUGCCUUCCAUGAGGAUAAAGAGGCAAUGCAGUGUGGCUAACCACUUCAGUUUAGAAGCUCUCUCAAUGCCAACUCAGCUGAAGUUAAUUCAUGAUACUUUGAUAAUCAUUUCUUUUCUCUACGUGAAUAUGGCUUUCUAUGUUCUUGUUAGCAUCUGUUAUGCUUUGGAUCAACUUGAAUCGUUUAUGCUACUUCUGAAAUGCCAUAAUGAUGUGAAUGGUAAAAUUAUUGAGCUUCAUCAGGUUUCACAAUUGACGAUCAAGGAUUAUGGCACAGUGAAUGGGGGGAAAUCCUUUUUCAUGCCUCUCCGAGUGUUGCUAAGUGGAAAGCUCCACGGUCCUGAUAUGGGCUCUUGCAUAAUCCUUCUCCAUCAAGCUGGAACUCGGACAUUGUUUCAUCUCAAGUUGCGUUUGUGA
Dovyalis caffra is the source of this 549-nucleotide messenger RNA. The record is from the annotation of a GenBank genome assembly. NCBI's taxonomy places the organism in Eukaryota, Viridiplantae, Streptophyta, Magnoliopsida, Malpighiales, Salicaceae.